AUGACACCAGGAUCCCUGGCAAAUGGAAGCAUGUCCUCUACCUUCCUGCUGAGUGGCAUUCCUGGGCUGGAGCACGUGCACAUCUGGAUCUCCCUCCCACUGUGCUUCAUGUACCUGAUUUCCAUACUGGGCAACUGCAUGAUCCUUUUCAUCAUUAAGACAGAGCCCUCGCUUCAUGAGCCCAUGUACCUCUUCCUGUCCAUGCUGGCUCUGACCGACCUGGGCCUGUCUCUUUGCACCCUCCCUACAGUGCUGGGCAUCUUCUGGACGGGAGCUCGAGGUAUUGGUCAUGAUGCAUGCUUUGCCCAGCUCUUUUUCAUCCACUGUUUGUCCUUCCUGGAGUCCUCUGUGCUCCUGUCUAUGGCCUUUGACCGCUUCGUGGCCAUUUGUCGCCCCUUGCACUACGCCUCCAUUCUCACCAACACGGUCAUUGGCAGAAUAGGCCUGGCUUCUGUGGGCCGUAGUGUAGCACUCAUCUUCCCACUGCCUUUUAUGCUCAAGAGAUUCCCCUACUGUGGCUCCCCGGUCCUCUCUCAUUCCUAUUGUCUCCACCAAGAAGUGAUGAAACUGGCUUGUGCCGACAUCAAGGCCAACAGCAUCUACGGCAUGUUUGUCAUUGUUUCCACCGUCGGGGUCGACUCGCUGCUCAUCCUCUUCUCCUACGCCCUCAUCCUGCGCACCGUGCUAUCCAUCGCUUCCAGGGCGGAGAGGCUCAAAGCCCUCAACACGUGCGUUUCCCACAUCUGUGCUGUGCUCCUCUUUUACACCCCCAUGAUCGGCUUGUCUGUCAUCCACCGCUUUGGAAAGCAGGCACCACAUCUUGUGCAAGUGAUCAUGGGCUUUGUGUACCUUCUGUUCCCUCCUGUAAUGAACCCUAUAGUUUACAGUGUGAAGACCAAACAGAUCCGGGAUCGGGUGACCCAUGCCUUUUGUAACUAG
Messenger RNA from Jaculus jaculus (lesser Egyptian jerboa), 939 nucleotides. RefSeq names its product olfactory receptor 51G2. The record is from RefSeq and is a predicted model, not a curated record. Gene Ontology annotation, molecular function: G protein-coupled receptor activity; olfactory receptor activity. The coding region runs from base 1 to 939 and encodes 312 amino acids. The transcript has a single exon. Gene Ontology annotation, biological process: G protein-coupled receptor signaling pathway. Lineage: Eukaryota; Metazoa; Chordata; Mammalia; Rodentia; Dipodidae. Gene Ontology annotation, cellular component: membrane.